Messenger RNA from Verticillium dahliae VdLs.17, 1098 nucleotides. RefSeq lists its product as uncharacterized. The transcript has 2 exons. The record is from RefSeq and is a predicted model, not a curated record. The coding region runs from base 1 to 1098 and encodes 365 amino acids. NCBI's taxonomy places the organism in Eukaryota, Fungi, Ascomycota, Sordariomycetes, Glomerellales, Plectosphaerellaceae.
AUGACCCGGGCUGAGGUUUUCCGGUCUCUCACGCCCUAUUAUGACAGCCAACACGGCCUCAUCUUGGAUCUUGGCCACAGGUUUGGCGCCUAUCAAGAGGCCCUCCAUGACACCGCCACACCACCCCACCGGCUGAGACAGGCUUGUGCCAAUCUCAUCGAAGACAUCAACGAUGAUCUUGUGUCCCUCGGCUUUGGGGUCAGGGUCCAAGAGAACAGCAAGCUCAGCUCAGACCGGGCCGUCGCCGAUCUGCGUCGCAUCCGGGUCAGCAUUUGCGCAGUCAUGUCGCCAGAUAAUACGAUGCCGAUCUACUUCUACAUCGGCGUGGCCACGGGCAUCCUGCUUGCUGGCGCGAGGAACAAGGACAGCAAAGUCAGAGCCAAGAAGACCCUGCACGAUAUCAACAUGUUUGCCUUGGACAUGAAAAUAAACCACGAAGCCCUCUGUGACGAGUUGCAGGCACUGGUUCUGGGGUCACACCCGACAAUGGCCCUGAACUUUGUCAAGAUGCGGUUGCAGCAUUUGCACAGUGACGACAAGGUCAUCUUCGUCACGUCCGAUCCAGGCGGCCGAAAGCUCUCUGACGCCCAGAGGGGGUUCGGAGCUGACAAGACGGCCGAUCAGCGAACAGAGCCUCAAGAGCACAAGCGGCAGACCCAACACCUCUCUGGCCACGGUGAAGCGCGAGGCGUCGCCAUUCCGAACGAGGCAGGCCAGGUUGAUGUUGUUCAAAUGAAGGAUCUUACAGACCUGAUCCGGCUCAUCAGCGUCUCGGGAACUCCCCUCGUCUCACAGUUCCUGCCCGAGCAGCAGACAGUCAGAUGCAGCACCUCGCCAGUACCAACAAGCCGCCUGCGCGAGAGUUCCAGUGGACGACGAAGCCGCCGCCAUCGCCAGGAAGACAUUGCGAGUUUUUCAGAAGCAUGCGAUGAAUACGGUGGCCAUGGAGAAGAGUUUGAACUGCUCACAGUCAGGCACCGCUCCGUAGAACGCUCUGGAUCAAGAAGAUCUCGAACCGAUACGUGCGCCUCGGGAGACGGCGCCCGCGGCUUUAGCGAGGCGUACUGGAGGGCACCCGCUGUUGUUCAGGAUCACUGA